This is a messenger RNA of Podospora anserina S mat+, 474 nucleotides long. RefSeq lists its product as uncharacterized. The record is from RefSeq and is a predicted model, not a curated record. Bases 1 to 474 code for a protein of 157 amino acids. The transcript is spliced from 3 exons. NCBI's taxonomy places the organism in Eukaryota, Fungi, Ascomycota, Sordariomycetes, Sordariales, Podosporaceae.
AUGCCGAUCGCAACCACCAACGAAGUCAUCGAGAGCGCCGUGAUCCGCGCGCCCCUCUCCCACGUCUGGCACUUCAUCAAGCUCGCUGAGUUCCCCAAGUGGUACUCCCAGAUUAAGCAAGCCGAGCACAUCGUCAAGGGCGUCAGCGACGAGACGGACGUGUACAAGUGGACGUUCAAGGACGGGAGCGUGGUGGAGAUCAAGCAGGAUGAGCACAGCAACCUGGACCACUUCAUCACCUACAGUGUCAUCAACAGCGAGCCCGAGCUGAGCUACUCGAGCGUAGUCAGCACGAUUCGAUGCUGGCCCGUCACGUCGGGCGAGUUUGAGGAGAGCACUUUUGUGAGGUGGACUUCCAAGUUUGCGAGCGAUGCUGAUAUUGGUGUUAUCGAGGAUGCCAAGUACAAGCGACGGGAUGCGUUGAAGGACCUUGCGGCUGCGGCACAGAAGAUGGUGAAGGAGCAUCAGAAGUAA